Molecule: messenger RNA, 1440 nt
Organism: Exophiala bonariae
Lineage: Eukaryota; Fungi; Ascomycota; Eurotiomycetes; Chaetothyriales; Herpotrichiellaceae
Exons: 2
Coding region: 1-1440 (479 amino acids)
Source: RefSeq, a predicted model, not a curated record
AUGGCCCCAAGAGUCCGAUUCGAGCAGGGCUACCAAAAGCCUCCUCCCGGUUAUUCCUGGGCCACAGAAGUCAAAGCAGAUGAAAAGCAAUCAAGCCCUCCAGCUGAAAAUGUUCCUCCUGUGAGGCUCCAUAGCACCCUGGUCUUCGAGAUGCCAAAGCUAGAUGACUGGGACCAGCUGACAAUGGAGAUCAAAUUCCGCAAAAAGAGAGACUACCUCUGUCGACAAUGGGGCGAAGAGAGCUUCACUUUCCUUGAGGAUGACCUCCAUAUCCGCAAAUUCUGCGGAAGAAUAAUCGUCAACAAACAAGACUACUACACUCGGUUUGAAGCAUGGAAAUCCGAGUCGUUUGGCGUGCAGUACCACAAUACUAUGAACCUGCUUGAGAAUGGGCUGAAGAUGAAUGAUGAGGACUUUUCCAACCUCAAAUCAAAGUUGGGAAUCUCUGAUGCAGAGCUAUUCUGUGCACUGACAAAUGAAAUCGAUCGACUACAACCGCCCCCGGCAAAAGUUCAAUCUCCUGUUCUUAAGGGUCCCUCCAAGCAGAUUUCUUCUCAGUUGAUCAAGGGCUGGACGAUGCAGAAGCCCGUUAAGUCAGUCACCGAGUCUUUCUCAGCGCAACAGACAGCCAGCCGCGGGCAGAAGCGCAACCACUCCAAGAUCGAUACUUCAUCGGUACAGAAUAGUGCGCAGACCGACAAGAGCCAGAAGCAGUUUGAGCAGCCACCUCAGAAACGAGCCAAGUUGCAGGAACCGAAGGAAGUGUUCUCGAAGCCGGUGACACAGCAACGCACGCCAAUACCUCUUCCAUACGGUCCCGUCAUGACACGACGAAGAUUGUGCAAAGCAAAGGUAUAUGGUCAAGGUUUCAGAGAAAAUCAGCAUACGCACACAUAUUCUGAGGAGGAUCGUUUUGAGAGAUUGGGCGCUCAAUACUCACAACUCGAGUGUGCCGCACGCACUUAUGAUACCAAUGACAAAGGCGAUAGCACGCUGAGAGGAGUUCUUCGCUACCUGGCCCUUUCAACCAAAGCAAGAUUACCGACCCAGUCAAAUAUAUCGGAACACCCAGGGAGCAUCACACUUCGUUGGUACUGGACAAUUCACAACGACUUCAUGAAGAAAAUAAGUGAGCUGGACCCUCUGACGCAAGCUGCGUGGGAAGAACUCGACACUCUGAGAGCCAGAGGAAUGCUGACGCGAGAACUGGAAAUGCUCAGGACCACUGAGAUGCGGCAGCAUUCAUACCAGACGUUCUAUGGCAAAUGGGAGGCUAUGAUUGACAACGUCCUGUUUGCCCUCGCAAAUAGUCAUGGUCGUGCCCCCCCCCCGUGCGAAAUGGACAGUACUGGAGUCAGGCAUACGACUCUAGCGUCAGAGGAUGAAGUACCUGUUCUCGAGAAGCCCAAAGUAAGGACCUUGCUGGUUUACAAUGGUUGA